AGGAGAGGGGAGGGCCCUGAGCGGAGCCCAGGGGUCACCGGCCCCCUUCUAGAAGCCUGGGGGCGUGGGGCCACUGCACAGGUGCAGGAGGGAGAAGGGCUGGCACCCGCAGCGCCUGACACUUGGGAGUCCCACGUCUGCUGGGCCCAUGGGCGCCGGCUCGAGCACGAGGUCACCCCAGGGCCAGGAGGCCGGGGGAGGACGCGGCACUCCCGCAGUUGUCAUGGAGACAGAACGCUCUCCCUCCCCUCGGGAAACUGGAUUGGAGUAGUCCUUUCUGAUUGACAGGGACGUGGCCUUCACCGUCCUUGGCCAAGCGCAUGCGUAAUCUGCACGCAGGAGGCGCCCGAAGGAAGGGAAGGCGGGCUCUUGGAGGAUUCUGGGAAGUGUAGUCGAAGGUUGCCUGACGCGGGCGCAUCGUGUCACCCGAGGCUGGGCAUGCGUGCGCAUUUCUGACGGCCAUUCCAGCCCUUCUCCACUCCGCCCUCUUGGCCUCGAUGCUUCUGCCUGCGUUUGUUUUCUCGCGCCCCGAGGAAGCGCCGUCGCAAGCGGUACAACGGACCAGUCCCUUCUACCGUGCCGAGGCGGGGAAGGGAAGGCGACUAGUGACGUCACAAGGGUUGGGCCUUGCGGGCCACAGAGGAGCUGCCGCCCUGGUGACGUCACCCGUUGCUGGUGCCUCUAGGCAGAGGAGGAGCGGGGGCGUGUAACGUCAUCUGUUGCUGGGGCCCUUCGGCUCAGGCAGAAUAGGGGCGGGGCCUGGUGAUGUCCCCUGUUCCUGGGUCCCCAGGAAGAAGAGGAGCUGGGUCUCCCGAGAUCUCCAAUACUUGAGCACACAGCAGGUGCUUAAUAUGUGCUUGUGGAAUCCUAGGAUGGGUAUGAGAAAAUAAUUCUCAAUGAUGGAUUUCUUGGGGGGACCCAGAGAUCAGUUUCAGUCCUUUUUUCUCACCCUCUUCCCCCUCCAGAAAGUUCAUCUCUUGUCUGGGACAAGUCCAGGGGAACCAAAGAAAUGGAGAGAGACUCUUGCCUAGCUCAGUGAAGGCUCACACCUAGAGACUGGACACUUCUGUCUUUUGCCUACUCUUCCCUGAGGUCAGCUGUAGAGUUCCUCUUCAUGUAGACCACCCUCCAGUCAUGUCAACCAAUGGAACUGAAUGAUGCAGCCCGGUUAGCUUAGAUCCAGGUAUAAUGACCUGCCUCUGUCAAAGGAGGAUAAAACCCUUGGCCAUGCUGCCAGGGUCCAGCUCUCUUGGCCCUCUCUCUGGCCUCCUCUCUUGGUGCUUGCCCUUCUUCUUAGGACAAUGUAGGUCUGAAGGCCGGGGACCAUGAGAAGAUCAAUACUUUACUGAUAUCCAAUAUUAAUUAAUAAUAAAUGCCUAAACUGGUGUAAUAGCAAUUAACUUAUAAAGUGCAGUAGUAGCAAGUGAUUUUAAAAACACAGUUUGGUGAUCGCUGCAGCAUUCUGAAAUCUGAAACUUCUGGUUUUGAUCUUCAAUCAAUCUUCAGGGUGAAAGAACAGACAGUCUAGAAGCAGCAGACUCCUUGGUCACUACAGGAAAAGGUGCUACACACUGGCCUUUAGAAGAUCCUAACUGGGACCCCAUAUGCCUGAGCAUUUUAAUAACUUACAAGAGUAGCUCCCCUUGAAGGCUUGGUCCCCAGGGUCCCAGGCUGGGGCCUUGGAAGGUGACUGCCUGUGCAGAUCCCCAGAAGUCAUCAGGUGUGACAGCCAUCCACCCGAGGAAGCCCAAAGGCCAGAGGACCCAGCCAAGGACUCGGACCCUGGGACUGCAGGGGAGAGGGGAGCCUCCUUCCCAGGGAGAUCCUGGUCCCAGUGAGCCCCUACGGAGGAAAGCUUUGGUCUGGUGGCCCAGAUGCUUGAGGAGGGAGGUCUGCCCUCUGAGGGCACAGCCCACACCCAAAGCCCCGGGGAGGAGGUGAAUGAAGGCAAGGCCCCCCCUGUGCCCCCAUCGGACACUUCCAAGGUGAAGGAGCCCGUGACCUUCAGGGACGUGGCCGUGAACUUCACCCCAGAGGAGUGGGGGCAGCUGGGCCCAGCUCAGAGGCAGCUGUACUGGGACGUGAUGCUGGAGACCUACCGGAACCUGGUCUCCCUGGGGCUGCCUGUCUCCAAACCGGACGUGAUCUCCUGGCUGGAGCAUGGGGAUGGUGGCCCCCUCCAAGCACUCCCCCACCAUCCUCCAGACUCAGAGCCUCAGUCUAAGACCAAGGAGACAACUUCAGAGUCGAGCUGUCUUCAAGAAGCAUGCCAAAGCGUGACAGUAGAAAGAUUCCGAAGGUGCAGGCAGUCCAUUCUGAAGGAAACAGGAGAAUGUGAGAAUCCAAUAAAGAAGCAGCUGAGGAACCAGGAAAGACAUGUAAGACAAGCCCAGAAACAGCAGCAGAUUCUCACAGGAGAGAAAACUCAUAAAUGUAAUGAAUGUGGGAAAGCGUACAAGAAGAGUGCAAACCUUAUUAUCCAUCGUAGGCUUUGCAAAUGUGAAUGUAAAGAAUGGGGCAAUGCCUUUAGUGAUCGUUCAAAUCUCAUUAAACAUCAGAGAACUCAUGCUCGAGAGAAGCCUUAUCAAUGCAAUGAAUGUGGGAAAGCCUUCCAUCACCACUCACAUCUGGUGAAACAUCAGAGGAUUCAUACUGGAGAGAAACCUUAUCCAUGUAAUGAAUGUGGGAAAGCCUUUAGUCAGUGCUCCAGCCUUAUUCAACAUCAAAGAAUUCAUACUGGAGAGAAGCCAUAUAAAUGUGAUGAAUGUGGGAGAGAAUUCAGUCAUCGCUCACACCUUAUUAAUCACCAGAGAAUUCAUACUAGAGAGAAACCUUAUCAGUGUAGUGAAUGUGGGAAAGGGUUCAGUCAGUGCUCCAGUUUUAUUAAGCAUCAGAGGAUUCACACUGGAGAGAAACCUUAUAAAUGUAACACAUGUGAGAAAGAGUUCAGUCACCACUCACACCUUACUAAUCACCAAAGGAUUCACACUGGAGAGAAACCUUACAAAUGUAAUGAGUGUGGGAAAGAAUUCAGUCAUCGCUCACAUCUUAUUGUACACCAGAGGAUUCACACUGGAGAGAAACCUUACAAAUGUAAUGAGUGUGGGAAAGCCUUCAGUCAUAGCUCAAACCUUAUUGCACAUCAGAGGAUUCAUACUGGAGAGAAGCCUUAUAAGUGUAAUGAAUGUGGGAAUGCCUUUAGUCACCGCUCAAACCUUAUUAAACAUCGAAGGAUUCAUAGUGGAGGGAAAUCUUACCAAUGUAAUGAGUGGGAAAGCCUGCAGUAAACCACUCAUGUCUCAUUGCACAUCAAAGUGUUUGUACUUUUGAGAAACCAUGAAAAUGAAGAUGGAAAAAGCUUUCGUUAUUGUUCACACCUCACCGCAGAGAUGUCAUGUAGAGAAGAGAGUGCAGAACGUCCAAUCAAGAGUACUUGGGGUUGAGUCUCACCAAGGACAUUUAUUAGCUAUGUGCCAUGGACAAGUCACUGAGCUUAAGUUUUUUCAUCUAUAAAAUGGGACUAAUUAUAACACCUUACAAGGGUUGUUUUGAGAGCCAAAUGAGACAAUAUAUAUAAAGUGAAAACCUUAAAGCGUUAUGUGGCAAUUAUUAUUAAUAAUAAACACCAGAGGCUUCACACUGGAGAGAUUUUUUGUUAACUUAAUAUAGGUGAGGGGGCGGCUAGGUGGUGCAGUGGAUAAAGCACGGGCCCUGGAUUCAGGAGUACCUGAGUUCAAAUCCGGCCUCAGACACUUGACACUUACUAGCUGUAUGACCCUGGGCAAGUCACUUAAAACCCAUUGCCCCGCAAAAAAAAAAAACACCCAAAACCCCCCAAAAAACAAACAAACAAGAAAAAAAAAACUUAAUAUAGGUGAGAAAAAUCUUCAUUUAGAUGGAAUUUUCCAAACUCUGGGGCACAAGACCCUUUUAGGGGAAGAACAAAUCCGUGGUAGAGAGAAUUCUGCCUUGGGAGCUGCCUAUGCCAGUGACAUCACUGUUUCUGUCCCUACCCCUUCUUCCAUGAAAACAAAGUUCAAAUAGUCAGGGAAGGUGAGAUUCAAUGGAGUGUAGUCAUUCAAGGUCAUACAUGAGUGUUUUGUGUUGGCAUUUGAGGCAUCAUUGCCAACCAUCAGUAAAGAUAUAUAGCAAAUGAGGUUUAUCUUUGGGUCAUUGUCCUGCAUUCAAAGUGAAACAUGAAAACUUGAAACGCUAUAGUCUUCAUGUGGAAGGUCGAGAUGGCCUAGUACGUGCAAUAUUGCUCGACAUCAUUUAUUUGGACAAGGACAGUAUAGUCUUGUUUCUAAAAAUCCUGUAAUUAAAAAGAUGGAAAUAACUA
This is a messenger RNA of Dromiciops gliroides (monito del monte), 4339 nucleotides long. Its product is annotated as zinc finger protein OZF-like. Gene Ontology annotation, molecular function: DNA-binding transcription repressor activity, RNA polymerase II-specific. The transcript has 7 exons. Gene Ontology annotation, biological process: negative regulation of transcription by RNA polymerase II. Lineage: Eukaryota; Metazoa; Chordata; Mammalia; Microbiotheria; Microbiotheriidae. The coding region runs from base 1875 to 3287 and encodes 470 amino acids. The record is from RefSeq and is a predicted model, not a curated record.